GAAGAAAAACCAAAAAAAAAAACAAAAAAGCUUCGUCCUUUUGCAAAGCCAAGGGGAGGGGGAAGGUGAAGAAACCUGCAAAAUCCCUUCCCUUCUUCUUCUUCUUCUUCAAAAAGUUUCACCAUUUCUUCCUUAAUCCGCCAUAACCACACAUAGAAGGAGAAGAUGAAGCAGUGUACUCACGGAAUCGAUGGUUUACGAAGCGGUCUUUCACCUUCUGCUAAACCAUUCGCAAUCGGGUCUUCUUCUUCUCUCAAAUCUGAACACGAAGAUUACAUCUGGAGUGAUUACACUUUAGACCUUUCUUUCUUGUCCUCUGAUGAUCAGAGAAGUGGUCUCGAUGAUGAUGAUUCUCUUUCUAACUUGUCUCGCGAUGUGGAGACUAACAAAGAAGGAUUGUUUUUGGUGGACAAGAUAGCUUGCUCUGGAAAGGUUUUGGUGAACUCUAAUCCAGUUUUCUCGAAAUUGCCUGAGGUAUUGAUUGAGGAGUCCUCUAAUGUUGUUGGUGAUGCGGAGUUGGGUUUGUCCUGUAUCAGCACAACUGUUAUGUCUGAGAAAUCUUCUAUAGGUUCUGAUGAAGAUGACUCUGAGGAAGAUUCUCCUUGCUGGAAAGGAAUGCAUUCUCACAAGACUUCAAGACGUUCUAUUGAUGAUCUUAGUGGGUUUCGUAGAUUGAAUCCCUUGGCACCUCAGUUUAUACCAUCUAAUUCUAAGAAGAAACUCGAAACUGAUGAGAAGGGUUCUUCUUCAUCGUCUUUGAAGAAGUCUCUAUCUUCAACUUUUCCAUCAUCUUCUGGCGAGUUCAACUUAACUGAUCCUACUGAAGAUGGAAGGAAUGAUGCGGCAGGGACAAGCGUCUUAACACGUAAUACAGAUGACAUUUUUGGUUUUGUAUCUAGUGAUAGUACAUCCAAGACCGUGAGCAUUUCGGAUUCUAGAAAUGAAUUCCUACCUUCAAAAAGGUUGGAUCCUUUGGCCCCUGUCUUUGUUCCCUCUAGUGCAAAACCAAGUCCUUCUGUCCAUGAGAAGCAAGGAGCCUUUAACACAAAUGGAACUUCAGAUGAUAAGUCACUAAAUAAGGUCAAGGUGGUGACAUCUUCUGGAGAAGUUGGCCACAGUUUAAAGAGUCUAUAUGGUGGUCAUGAUUUGAAUUCGACAUCUUCAUACAAUCCGUGGAUUGAAUCUAAUGUUGGGAAUACUGAGUAUACAAAACCAGGAAGCUCCAGCAACAGAUCUCAUGGUCAGCGGAGAUUGAAUCCAUUGGCCCGUCAGUUCUCUCUUGCAGAUACUAAACCGAAAGCAUAUAACUAUGAGAAGAACCAAGCUGCAGAUGAUUUAUCGCUAGUGGGGAAUACUGCCGGUUUAUACGUUCCAAGUGCUUAUAGGGACCAUAGUAUAGUAGAUGCAGACUUAGCACAAUCCCCAGUAUAUGUGGAACGUGUUCUUCCCAACAUGUCACGUGGAAGUUCUUCACUUAUAUCUCCAAAGCCAGACAGUAACUUUCGGUCUAAUAAGUGGUUUGCGGUGGAGCCUAAUCCUACGUUUUCAGUAAAGGGUAAUAAAGGUUUUAAGCAUCCUCUUCCAUUUCAUGUUGUAGAAACUGCAGCGAGUUCAUCAUUAAGCGAUAUGAAUGCUUUACCGGGCCCAUCUCCAAAAAUGGAUGUGAAGAAACUACUUACAACGAUGCAUGGACUGUCAGAGUUACUAACACUUGCACAUGGUUCAGAUUCACCGAAUGCGGAAGAGCUUGAUCUCAUUAACAGUACUGUACAGAAUCUCAACUUGUACAUGGAAAACAACAUUCAGGACCAUGCUGGGAAUCAAAGCAUUGCACGACGCAAUUCAUAUGAUAUAAAGCUGUUACCUAACAAGAGUAAGCUAUCGAUUAGAGACCUUCAGCUUCCCACGGCAAACAAUAUGACUGUAGACCUUGAUGUGAAAAGGAAGGAUAAAUACUCUGUGGUUUCAAGGGAGACUGUCCCAGAUUCUCGUUUGUAUCAAUAUGGUGCGAUCAAAGAUAACGGCUUUGGUCAGGUUGUGGCUACAAGUGGUUACCAACAGAAUCAUCAAGGCGAGGAGCAGAUUAACCAACAUGCACUAUUCUAUAAAAGCUUAUGGCUGAAGGCUGAAGCAGACAGGUGUUUGAUGGUGUACGAGACUUCUCUUACCAAUCCAACUCUUUGAGGAUAUUAGAAUUAGAAAGGUGACAUCAAAUCAUCCAUAAUUCAGAAUAUACUUUGAAGGGCAAUUACAUGUCAGAUUGGUAAGGCGCUUGCGCAAGGUUUGCUUUCGAUUUUGCAGGUUGGCCUGUAAAAUAUCAAAAAAACAGCCUCAAGAUCUCCAAUUUCUGGAUGGAGACUAUGAGGCAUUAAAAUCUUUUUCCUCUGAAGUGGCUGACACAUAGUUGUGCAGAAGAUGAAGUUGGUGAACUUGGAUACUGUUUGGACGUGGAACCUUUUUAUUUGGUGAUGAUCGUAAUGCUUUCUUGUUUAUGGUCCUGAUCUUUUGAUUAUCAGAUGUAUAAACAAACCUAUGUAACUUUUUUCUUAAAUACCACGUUAUCACUCUUUUUGCUAUAUAGUAAUCUUCUUGCCC
Molecule: messenger RNA, 2595 nt
Organism: Capsella rubella
Lineage: Eukaryota; Viridiplantae; Streptophyta; Magnoliopsida; Brassicales; Brassicaceae
Exons: 5
Coding region: 166-2184 (672 amino acids)
Source: RefSeq, a predicted model, not a curated record